This is a messenger RNA of Dendrobium catenatum, 745 nucleotides long. RefSeq names its product probable transcription factor MYB58. The transcript has a single exon. The coding region runs from base 251 to 745 and encodes 164 amino acids. Lineage: Eukaryota; Viridiplantae; Streptophyta; Magnoliopsida; Asparagales; Orchidaceae. The record is from RefSeq and is a predicted model, not a curated record.
GCAAGGAGAUACUCACUGGUGAAGAAAACUUUCUGCCCUCUGUUUCUCGGGGUUUUGCUUCCAAGUAAGAAGAUCGAGUUCCCUGUUCACGCCCCCGACAGCCUCUUACAUCCAACCUCCAACUCCGACGACACAAAACCACCUACCCAAAUCGUGGAAUCAAGCCCCGUCAGCCUCCGCCGCUGACCUGUCCAGCCGAUCCCCUCACGCGAGCAAAACCACACCCGACCAAAAUCUUCGCCCGGCGACUAUGAAGAAAGGGCCAUGGACGGCAGAAGAAGAUAAGGUUCUUAUGGACUACGUCAAAAAUAACGGCCCUCGUGAUUGGAGCUCCAUUCAAUCCAACGGUCUUCUUCCCCGAACCGGCAAAUCCUGCCGUCUCCGCUGGGUCAACAAACUCAGACCCAACUUGAAAAGCGGAUGCAAAUUCACAUUGGAGGAGGAGCGCGCGGUGAUCGAUAUGCAGGCAAGAUUUGGGAACAAAUGGGCGCGAAUUGCAACUUUCCUUGAAGGUAGAACGGAUAAUGAUGUCAAAAAUUUUUGGAGUACUCGGCAAAAGAGAUUGGCUAGGCUUCUGCAAACUCCACUUCCAGUCAGAUCUCAAAGGAGGCAAAAGAGCUCACCUGUAUCUUCUCAAGUGUCUGAUUCUGAGGAUGUGUUGCUGCAAAAUUUGAAUUCUCCUUCCAUACAGUUCAUUAAAUUUACGGAAAAUUACGUAAAUGGUAAGGAAUUGGAUUAUAUCUGA